UAACGUAGUCUUACGUCACACGUAAGGUCAAGAGGAAAGAAGCAUGGCCGCUGUGUUGAGAAGUUCUCGGUACCUAGUUGGAAGGUCUUGCAAGCAUGUUGACUUUGCAUUCGUCUCCACAAGGUCUAUGGCCUCAAAGACACAGGUCGGGUUUGUUGGUCUGGGCAAUAUGGGAAACCCAAUGGCAAAGAACUUGCUGAAGCACGGAUACCCAGUCAUUGCUACAGAUGUGUUCCCGGAGUCCUGCAAGGAAGUGCAAGAGCUGGGUGCUCAGAUUGUGGAUAAUCCUGCUGAGGUAGCGGACAAGGCUGACCGCAUUAUCACCAUGCUCCCCUCUAGUCCCAAUGUCAUAGACGUGUACACUGGACCAAAUGGCAUUCUCAAAAAGGUGAAGAAGGGCUCCCUACUCAUUGACUCCAGUACCAUUGACCCAGCUGUUUCAAAAGAGAUGGCUGCUGCUGCUGAGAAGAUGGGAGCAGUUUUUAUGGAUGCACCUGUAUCAGGAGGUGUGGGUGCUGCCAGUUCGGGUAAACUGACUUUUAUGGUUGGAGGAGCCGAGGAGGAAUUUACUGCAGCCAAAGAACUUCUCAGUUGCAUGGGAGCUAAUGUGGUGUACUGCGGUCAAGUUGGAACUGGACAGGCUGCUAAAAUCUGUAACAACAUGCUUCUAGCCAUUGGAAUGAUAGGGACUUCAGAGACAAUGAAUUUGGGAAUCAGGCUUGGUCUUGAUCCUAAACUGUUGGCCAAGAUCCUGAACAUGAGUUCAGGUCGAUGUUGGUCCAGUGACACCUACAACCCUGUGCCUGGUGUCAUGGAGGGAGUCCCAUCUGGGAAUAACUACCAAGGAGGCUUUGGCACCCAGCUGAUGGCUAAGGAUCUAGGCCUCGCACAGAACACAGCCACCAACACAAAGACUCCUGUUCCCCUCGGCUCCUUAGCCCAUCAGAUGUACCGUAUGAUGUGCGCACGUGGUUAUGCCAAUAAAGAUUUCUCCUCCGUAUUCCAGUUUCUGCGUGAUGAGGAAGGCCAGUAAUGUCAGCCCCGUCCACAGCCUUGCCAGGCCAGGCGCUUCACAGGACUAACAUAGUGUACUUGGUGCGCAUUUUGCCCCAAGGACCUUUUUUUUUUUUUUCACUUCUCUCUUCAAAGUUGUGAAAGGCAUGAUUCCUACAGAGUUCCAACACAAAGUGACAGAUCAUGUGUGCACUUCUCACCUUUAGGAAAUCAUGUUUCCUGUGUGAUCUAGCCUUUUUUUUUUUUUAAAUGCAACACUCCUUUCAGUUUUUAGAAGCAAGUGAAUUGUCAGAUACAUGGAGGAUCCAAAAGAUCAGCAGACUGUCGAGCAGUGGUAGCUCUGCAGAGGUUGCUCUUAAAAUAAAUCUGGGAAUCUGUGGUGUUAAGAAGACAACUCUAUUAGGCUAAACAGCUGCAAUACAGUUUAGUCUCCACAUAUUUGUCUAUUGUUUGUGAUCAUUUCUUAAUGCUGCUGUGUUUGGGGGGGGGGGGUUUGUUUGUUUUUUGUUUUUUUUCCUGUUUAUGGCCAUUAUUUCUCUUGACAUUGGAAAUGUUACUUUGAGAUAAGAGUGUUAACAUAUGAUAACAUAUCCUAGGAAAUAAAGACAAAUUGUGAUGUCUUAAA
Molecule: messenger RNA, 1639 nt
Organism: Micropterus salmoides (largemouth bass)
Lineage: Eukaryota; Metazoa; Chordata; Actinopteri; Centrarchiformes; Centrarchidae
Gene: hibadhb
Product: 3-hydroxyisobutyrate dehydrogenase b
Exons: 8
Coding region: 44-1033 (329 amino acids)
Biological process (GO): L-valine catabolic process
Cellular component (GO): mitochondrion
Molecular function (GO): 3-hydroxyisobutyrate dehydrogenase activity; NAD binding; NADP binding
Source: RefSeq, a predicted model, not a curated record